AUGGCCGGAGGACUCUCAGAGGGGCAGCUUCGUGCCAUCGUCAUUAUUGAGCGUGUAUGUUCAUCAAUAUCGAUGGCAGGAUGCUUGUUCACCAUUUCCACGUUUUGCUUCUCGAAAUACUUUAGCAAAUCCAUUAAUCGCCUAGUUUUUUAUGCCUCUUUCGGCAACUUAAUAACGAAUGUCGCUACCAUGAUUUCUCGCUCAUACAUCGACUCGCCGAAUUCAGCAGGUUGCCAAGCGCAGGCGUUCUUGAUCCAGACCUUCAUGCCAGCCGAUGUAUACUGGACGCUGGCUAUGGCCAUCAACGUCUAUCUGACCUUUUAUCACAAAUAUGACGCUAGAGCUUUGCGAAGGAUAGAGCCCAUCUAUUUGCUAUGCUGCUACGGCCUCCCAUUCAUACCAGCAUUCGUAUUCAUUUUCAUAAAAAAUCGAGAAGGAAUUCGAAUUUAUGGACCUGCAAUUUCGUGGUGCUGGAUAUCGAAUGAAUGGGACGUCCUUCGUGUCGCGGCCUUUUAUGCUCUUGUGUGGGUGUGUAUCGUAAUCACGAUGACCAUAUAUAUUGGCGCUGGCCGUACUAUUUACAAAGUACGAAAGCAGGUUUACGUCUUUCAGUCGUCUGACCUGGAUCCCAUAUCAAUCGACGAGGUCACCACAUCGCACCAAUCAACCGAUGCAGCAACUCUGACAAUGGAGUCCAUGUCAGGAAUCGAGCCGUCAAAACUGGGCCACAACAUGAGUCCACCCAACUAUGGCUAUGGAGGCGGUUCAAGCUCAGAAACAGCAACAGCAACAACCACAAGACCUCAAUCUGUCCACGCUGCUACCAACCUUUCCAAUCUGUCAAACCGGUCUGAUGGGUCCUACUACUAUGCGUCAUCACCCCCUCAUAGAGGCUCAAACCCACCACGAACCGGCGGCCACAACAACGUGGCAACACGAGCCUUUCGCUCUAUUCGCCGGCGAAAUCACGAGCGAGACAACGCCGCCUGGUCUUAUACCAAGUGUGCUCUCUUAUUCUUCACGGCCAUGCUUAUCACCUGGAUACCGUCGAGCGCCAACCGCCUGUACUCUCUCACGCAUAACAAAUCUACCUCCGUCCCGCUAGAGUUUAUGAGCGUUUUAGUGCUUCCUCUGCAGGGAUUUUGGAAUUGUCUCGUCUAUGUUACAAUGUCGUGGACGGCGUGCAAGAAUCUGUUCCACGACAUGUGGCUGGCUGUGCGAUCAGCCGCUAUUAGCCGCCUGGAUCGUAUCCGCGGAAGAAAGCCCAGUACCGAUAGCCAAGCAGAAAUUCCAGAGCAGGCAGUCUGA
Molecule: messenger RNA, 1308 nt
Organism: Trichoderma atroviride IMI 206040
Lineage: Eukaryota; Fungi; Ascomycota; Sordariomycetes; Hypocreales; Hypocreaceae
Biological process (GO): cell surface receptor signaling pathway; adenylate cyclase-activating G protein-coupled receptor signaling pathway
Cellular component (GO): plasma membrane
Molecular function (GO): G protein-coupled receptor activity
Source: RefSeq, a predicted model, not a curated record